Messenger RNA from Nylanderia fulva, 1197 nucleotides. RefSeq lists its product as uncharacterized. The record is from RefSeq and is a predicted model, not a curated record. Gene Ontology annotation, biological process: regulation of transcription by RNA polymerase II. NCBI's taxonomy places the organism in Eukaryota, Metazoa, Arthropoda, Insecta, Hymenoptera, Formicidae. Gene Ontology annotation, molecular function: RNA polymerase II cis-regulatory region sequence-specific DNA binding; DNA-binding transcription factor activity.
UCCGAUAUGGAAGGAUUCUCGAUUAAUGUCGAGAAAGUUCAUUCAAUGAUAUCCAGCAAGAAAUCUCCAUCAUUGAUUGAUCUCGAUAAUCUCAACGGAAGAUUGGAAUCGCGAAAGGACCUGGACAGCUCCGAAAAAAAACAGAAAGAGAAAAGACAUCGAAAGACUCACACGAUGGAUCCUCGAGACAAUAUAGGACGAUGUGAACGAACAUCGAAAGUUAAACACCCGGAAUUAGCUCGCUCGAAGAUGACGAAGAAGGAGUGCACUUCUUACAAGUGUAAAGAAUGCGGAAAAAUUCUCUCUACCUCGUAUAAUCUACUGAUCCACCACAAUAUUCACACCGGCGCGCGACCCUAUAAUUGUCCUACCUGUGACAAGAGCUUCCGAUCGGCGUCCGGCAUGAAUAGGCACGUGCGCAACGUCCACGACGGCAUCAAGAAUUUUAUUUGCGACGUGUGCGGCCGCGGUCUCGCCUCAAGGGCAUCGAGGGACGAACACAGACGCACCCAUACCGGCGAGAGACCUCACUCGUGCGAGAUCUGCGGCAAAUCCUUCAAACAGAAGGCGUCCUUACACGUCCACCGGCUCUAUCAUUCCAAAGUUUUGCCGUAUCAUUGCGAGCAGUGCGGCCGCGGUUUCCGCAGGAGGCAAGAAUUAGACAAGCAUGCGUCCUGGCAUUCCGAUCGAAAACCUUAUACUUGCGAUAUCUGCGACGAGCGUUUCCGUAGCAAGAAUUGCGUUAUUCGUCAUCAACGUAUUCAUAAUGAUCAACGAUCACAUAUUUGCAUCAUUUGCAGCGCCGGAUUCACCCAAGAACGUUAUUUGAAAAGGCACUGCGAAAACUCUCAUAAAAACAUGCACACGUAGACUUUAAAGGAAUUUAUUAUUCAUUUGUAGUUUAUUUGUCUGGAAAAGACGUAGAACAUUGUUGUACAAAGUGCCGAUCGUUAAGAAAGGAUUGAAAAAUAUGAGAAAGCAUGGUAAAAAUCUAAUAUUAAUAUACUGCCUCAAACAUUUCUGUGCAUCAAAGAAAUUGUAUAAAUAUCUGCGUAUACAGUAUAAAGUCAUUUAGUUAUUCUACAUGCAUGCUUAUUAAAAUUUGACACAAAACGGUCCUAUUUCUGCGACAGCAUCUUGUCAAGCAACAUCUCGAAAAAUUGAUAAUUACAGAGUCUCGAAAAUUUGUUGAAUAUU